AUGACAGGUAUAUCAGCAAAGACGGUGACAAAAAUAAGUCAAGAAGGUGCAGUUGCCGCAAGUACAUCUACAAAAAUUUCAACUCCGGGAAAAUCACGCCCACACGAAAAGAGAGUUAAAUUGGAUGACUUUGACCUAUGUGUUAUACGUCAUAAAGUUGAUGAAUUUUAUGCUGUUCGAAAAGAAGAAUGUGAUCACGUCAGAGCUAUUGAAGAAAAAUAUUAUGUCAAUGAUUUAGAAUUGGAUAAAGAAUUGGAUAAUUUCAUUAUUGAAGUAAGAGACAGUGAAACGUCUUCAGACAGUGAUUGUGAUAGUAUAAUUUCAGGUUUAACUCCUAUUGAAAUGGACCAUGCGUAU
Molecule: messenger RNA, 357 nt
Organism: Brenthis ino (lesser marbled fritillary)
Lineage: Eukaryota; Metazoa; Arthropoda; Insecta; Lepidoptera; Nymphalidae
Source: the annotation of a GenBank genome assembly